AUGUCUUCGAUUGAAGAGCUGCAGAAAACUAUAGCAGAUCUGAAAACUAAGUUGGACAAUGAGAGGAGACGGGCUCAAGAGUUGGCAGGUAGCGCAAAACGGCAGCCGAUUGCUCAGAUGAGUGCAGAAGUGGUUGACUCAAACCCAUACAGUCGUCUGAUGGCUUUGAAGAGAAUGGGUAUUGUUGACAACUAUGAGAAAAUCAGAGACUUCAGCAUUGCUGUAGUUGGGGUGGGAGGAGUGGGCAGUGUGACGGCAGAGAUGUUGACACGAUGUGGCAUUGGUAAAUUGAUACUGUUUGAUUACGACAAGGUGGAGCUGGCUAACAUGAAUAGACUCUUCUACCAACCACACCAGGCCGGCCUGAGUAAAGUGGAAGCUGCCGAGAGAACCCUCAA
Candidula unifasciata is the source of this 398-nucleotide messenger RNA. NCBI's taxonomy places the organism in Eukaryota, Metazoa, Mollusca, Gastropoda, Stylommatophora, Geomitridae. The record is from the annotation of a GenBank genome assembly.